AUGGACCCUCACAUGUACGACAAUGACCUGACCCCUGACUCGGUAGAGUCUCUAGAGGAAGAGACGUGGAUUUCUGAAUUCUGCUCGGUCUCCGGCCGUGAGAUCUUUGUUGAGGUCCCGGAAGAGUUUAUUGAAGACGACUUCAAUCUCACCGGCCUCUCCCACUUUGUUACAUACUACCGCGAGGCCCUGGAGCUUAUCCUUGACCUCGAACCAGAAGACCCCAUGCAACUAGCAAACAUGUCCAUCGUUGAAAACUCGGCAGAAAAUCUCUACGGAUUGAUUCACGCGCGAUACCUCACAUCCCGCCAGGGUAUUCAUGCCAUGGCUCACAAAUACGACUAUGGCGUUUUUGGAACAUGCCCGCGCCUGCUUUGCAACUCUAUGAAACUCCUCCCCACAGGCCGCCACGAUCUCCCAGGCGUCGAGAACCUGCGUCUCUUUUGCCCUUGCUGCCUUGAUAUUUACCACCCACAAUCGUCGCGCCAUGCUGGCAUUGAUGGCGCGUUUUUUGGAACUUCCUUUGUCGGGCUUUUCCUUAAAACAUUCCCAUCCAUCGAACAAGAAUGCAUAGAGCUCCGCAAGAAACAAUUUUCGCUAACAAUCUAUGGUUUUAAAAUCAGCGAGUUUUCAAAUGCCGGCCCUCGCAUGAAAUGGCUUCGACGUGUACCACAGAACGAGUAUGAGAUAGAGGAGCUAGAACGUGACCAAAAUGACAGCACCAACGAAGACGAAGAUGAUGACGAGGAUGAGGAUGAGUUUGAAGAUGACAGUCUUUCUGAGGACGAAGAUGAAGCCAAUGAUGACGAUGAUGACGAAGAAGAAGAUAAGGAGGAACAAAAAAUGGAGGAAGACACUAAACCAGCGCGACAACUGCGGCAAAAACAAGGUGCAAAAUGA
Magnusiomyces paraingens is the source of this 900-nucleotide messenger RNA. RefSeq lists its product as uncharacterized. The transcript has a single exon. Gene Ontology annotation, cellular component: protein kinase CK2 complex; cytoplasm. Bases 1 to 900 code for a protein of 299 amino acids. The record is from RefSeq and is a predicted model, not a curated record. Gene Ontology annotation, molecular function: protein kinase regulator activity. Lineage: Eukaryota; Fungi; Ascomycota; Dipodascomycetes; Dipodascales; Dipodascaceae.